This is a messenger RNA of Anopheles coustani, 3171 nucleotides long. Its product is annotated as serine-rich adhesin for platelets-like. The coding region runs from base 1 to 3171 and encodes 1056 amino acids. The record is from RefSeq and is a predicted model, not a curated record. Lineage: Eukaryota; Metazoa; Arthropoda; Insecta; Diptera; Culicidae. Gene Ontology annotation, molecular function: DNA-binding transcription factor activity, RNA polymerase II-specific; sequence-specific DNA binding. Gene Ontology annotation, biological process: regulation of transcription by RNA polymerase II. The transcript has 2 exons. Gene Ontology annotation, cellular component: nucleus.
AUGCCGCGCUGUUACAUCGUGAAAAAACAACAGCCCCCGGCGGUGGUGACGUCGGCGUACCGGAACCGGGUAGGGACGACGGUGGUCACAACGGCCAAUCCCGGAAACCACCAUCACCACCAGCAGCAACAGCAGCAACAUCAAACAAGCACCUCGAGGCAGGUGCUGGUGGUCAACGGGAAAUCGGCACCCGGCAAGGACGUGGAGCAGGUGGCGGAGCGCAAUGGAGGGGUCGUGCGACGGGCGGGGGACGUGCGCGUGGUCACCAGGGCGGAGAGCGGAGCCGGAGGUAGCAGCAACAGCAACAGCAGCAGCAGUAGUAGUGGUAGUAGUGCCUUGGGAAAUGUUAUUGUAAAAAGCAAUGGUGUCACGGUCGGCAAGGAAGCAACCGGAAGUGGUUCCGGCAGCAAUCUCGUUAUACUGAACAGCGUGAGUGUCAUUAGCGGUGGCCCCGGGCUCGGCAGUGGAGUGGCGAUGGACGGCGGCAAGGGGAAGGUGUCGGAGAGUGGCGGUGUUGUUGGUUUUACGCUGUCCAAUGCGAAUGGCGGGGGCGCCGGAGGCGGGGGCAACGGAGCGGGAAUCGUGCAGCGGAAGGAUGACUCCAACGGCCCGGUCAGCCCGACCGAGGGUUGUGUGGCGCCGAUCUAUUACACUAACAUUUCCGAUAAUAAAAGUGGUUUUACCAUCCCACUCAGCGACUUCCGGACGUUCAAAUGUGGGCCAAACGGUACCAGCAACGGAAACACCAAUCUCAUCAAUGUGAAGACCAACUCCUCCCGGCAUCUGUCGGUAAGUGCUUCCACCAGCAACCACACGUCGGACACCCACGACUCGAGGAACGUACUGCCCGGCUCGUACGUUACCAUCCGGGCGACGUCCUCCAACGGCACAACGACACCCGGGGGUGGCCAACAGCAGCUCCAGCUCCAGCAGCAGCAACAGCAUCAAUCGGCGCUUUUUGCCUCGAAAAUAGGCGCCAAAUCUGGGCGUAAUAAUCCUAAUUAUGGCAUCGGCAGCAGUAACAACAAUAAUGGUGUGGCCCGGCGCGAUUCCACGGCCACGAGCGCAACGACGGCGACACUAAUUUAUGCCGAAACGGCCUCGGUGCCGCCCAUCGUGGCAGCGGCCGCCGCGGCCCAAGUGUCCGAUAAGAGGCAAGAUAAAUCAUCGCACAUUUCCUCGUACCAGCGGCAACCGGCAGCAGCACCAACAACAGGUCGCCAACAACCGGCACCCCAGGUCUCGCUGCACCCGCCCAAUCCGCAGUAUCGCGCGGAGCAACAGUCAAGUGCCGCCAUUUUCCAAUCGCAGCCACCCGCGCCGCAGUACGAUACCACGGCGGCCAUUUUCCGCGAUCGCAGCAUAGAGGAGACGGAAGCCGCACAUGAUUUAUUGUCGCUGUCGCAAAGCCUGCCUCCGCUGACUGCUCCCUGCGUCGUCACCAUCCUCCACCCGACGUCGACGACGACGGCAGCGACGGCAGCGACGGCUCCGGCCACUCUGGCCGACGACGCAACGGACCGUGCCGGCAGUCCUCAGCAUCAUCAGCAUCAUCAGCUCUCGCAACAGGCCAGCAAUGGCAUCAUCAGCAUCGUCGAGGCGGCAUCGGCCACCGCAGCUAAUUACCAGUGUUCGCCGGCCGCUCCGGGCGCACCAAUCUCGAUGAUAAUACCCUGCUACGAGCUCACGACAGCGCUGGCCAACGCCGGCCACGGAGAUCUCGACGAAGGAGGCUCGCCGGCCAUGAUGGCGACGAUAAAAAGCGUCUCGCCACCCUCGACCAGCGGUCCACUCACGCCACCCACUUCGGAGCACUCCUCCGACACCGACUGCUCGUCCGUAUCGCCCGACACCACGUCCUCCUCCUCCUCCUCUUCUAGCGUGUUCUCGUUCGUUCGCUCCAGCUCGAGCUCUUCGUCCACCUCCCGACUGUCGACGAGCUCGUCACGCUCCACUCCUACGCCAGAGGGCGCCACCGGUGCCCACGGAGGACGAAGACUGAGCCGAAGGCCCGGCAACCACACCAGCUCCCCCACGUCCGUCAUUGUCAAUGGUUCCACGCUGAGUGCUGCCAACUCCUCGACUACGCCGUCGUCCGCGCGCAAACAUAAAUCUUCCACAACGGCAGCGGGCCAACCGGCCGCCAAGGUUCCGGCCAAGGGAGUGCCCUCGGUUGCUGGACAGAAACUCACCCCCAGCACCACCAGCACAACGGCGGAACUGUACACCUACGACGAUCUCAUCUCGAGCGAUGGUCGAUCGAAGAACCGCAAGAAACCUGCCAAAGACGCUGCCCACUCGCAGUCCGCUGGGGUUAGUACCGGGGAGCCGGUGAACUCCACCAAAGCCAGUCUGCGUCCGGCGCCAUCUUCUAAGGCGAGUGAAAAUGGCAGCGAACAGGCAACUUCCGAGCAGGACCUGGAUGGUGCAACGUCGGCCAGUGAAUCAGGUGGCAACUCCGGACCGAACGGCAAGGGUAAGUUCAAGUGUCCCGAGUGUGGCAAGCAGUACGCCACCUCGAGCAACCUCUCGCGGCACAAGCAGACGCACCGCAGCCUCGACUCGCAGUCCGCCAAGAAGUGCGUCACCUGCGGCAAGGCCUACGUCUCCAUGCCGGCCCUGGCGAUGCACCUGCUGACGCACAAACUCUCGCACAGCUGUGGCGUUUGCGGGAAGCUCUUCUCGAGACCUUGGCUCCUGCAAGGGCACCUCCGGUCGCACACGGGCGAGAAACCGUACGGCUGCGGUCACUGCGGCAAGGCGUUCGCCGAUCGGUCGAACCUCCGGGCGCACAUGCAGACGCACUCGACCGACAAGAACUUCGAGUGCGGCCGGUGCCACAAAACGUUCGCGCUGAAGUCGUACUUGAACAAACAUCUCGAGUCGGCCUGCUACAAGGAUGACGACCCGAACGGGCACUCACCCGGGACCGGAGGGCACUCGCCGGUUACGAUGGUGGGCGGGCGGAAGAUCUUCCACAGCAGCCAGGACAUCGAUCGGGACGAGUACGCGAUGCGGAUGGCGAGUGGCAAACAUCAGCAGCACUUCCUCAACGAUGACAGCUGCUCCACGACCACCAUCGACGUGGUGACGGCCGAUCCCGCCGACGACGAAGAGGACGACGGUGGCGACGAUGACGAUGAAGAAGAUAUCGAUAUCAUUACGACGUAA